AUGUCCAAAUCAAAGCCUUCAAGAAAAGAUGAAUCUACAGAUCCAAAUAUGGACUCUCGAUUCAAGGCUCUGGAAACGGAUCCCCGGUUUCGCCUCCCUUCAAAGAAACAAACUCGAACUAAGCUUGAUAAGCGCUUCUCUCGCAUGCUCACAGAUUCUGACUUCCACAACUCUACUACAGCAGAUAGAUAUGGAAGACGCUUGAAAAAAGGGGGGAAAAAAAAGGCAUUGGAGCGCCUCUAUCUUCCUGAGGAUGCUAAUGAAGACGAAACACAGACAGAAAGCAAGGGCCGUAGCAAUAAUCUUGACACUAAGAACGAUGAAAUCAGUAGCGCUAGAAAAUCAAUUGAAGGGUCCGAGAACGAAUCAAAUGAUAUCAAAGGAAGGAGUUACAAGUUUUCACCGGAUGGUGAUACUGACACUACAGAUGCGGUUCACCCAAAAAAUUAUGAUCCAGCUCGUGGAGGAGGCUUCUCUUCAUCGGAAGAUGAUAAUAGUGACGAGGAAAAAAAUGUAGAAGAAAAAUUAGACGACGAUGAUGAAGCAGAAUUUCCGGACAUACGAGCUGCGCAAACUGAUGUUCCCAUGGGCGAAGUAUCUUCUCGCUUUGCGGUAGUCAACUUGGAUUGGGAUAACAUUAAUUCAGAAGAUCUAUUCGCUGUCUUCUCGUCAUUUCUUCCUCCUGGCGGGAAGAUUCAUGAAAUUUCAAUAUAUCCCAGUGAAUUUGGUAAAGAGCGAAUGGACCGCGAAGAAAUCGAGGGGCCCCCUAAAGAAAUCUUUGCACAAGAGGGAUUGGAUAACUUGUCUACAAAUGAUGAGUCUGAAGAGGAUGAAAAAAUUGCUCACUCACUUCAAAAAUCCGACGAAGGUAGGGAAUACAACGAUUCAGCGCUCCGAAAAUAUCAGUUAGAGCGACUCUCUUACUACUAUGCUGUUGUUAUAUGUUCAUCGCCAUCGACCGCACAUGCUAUCUAUGAAGCUACUGAUGGUCGAGAAUAUCUAUCAUCAGCAAACUUCUUUGAUUUAAGAUUCAUACCCGAUGGAGUCGAGUUUACUGAAAAAGAACGAGAUAAAUGCUCGGCUCUUCCAUCAAUGUAUCGCCCUACUGAGUUUGUAACAAAUGCAUUACAACAUUCAAAAGUCAAAUUAACCUGGGAUACUGACCCAAGCGAAAAUACUCGAAAAGAAGCCAUAAAACGUGCAUUUUCUGGAUCUCGUAGUGAAAUCAACGAAAACGAUCUAAGAGCCUAUCUUUGUAGCGAUACUGAAACUGAAGGAGAAAAAAACAAUUCAAUUGAAGAGGCGCCACAUUACUCUAAGAAGGAGCUCGCUCGUCAAAAGAUGCGUAUGGCACUAGGUCUUGAGGAUGAGGACUCAACCGUAGACCCCAAAAAAACGGAUAAGAAAGUAGGCGAUAUGGAAAUAACAUUCACAGCAGGUCUUGAAAGCUCUCACACAAAAAGUAUUUUCCAAAAUGAGCCGAUCAAAGAAGAAACUACUGCUGAGCGUUAUGUGCGACUGGAACGGGAGCGCAAAGCGCGACGUAAAGAACGUGCCAAAGCCCGGCGUGAAGGACGCGACCCUGAUCUUGCUGCCGAUGAAGAAAAAUCAUCUGAAGCUAUAGAAAGUAAAACCCAAGAGGAUCUAGGAUUUGAUGAUCCCUUUUUCACUGUCGGUGACGAUGCCAAAUCGGCAUCUAAACCCAAAGCAUCGCAGCGGAAAGCCGAGCGGCUCGCUAAACGCCAGGCUAAGGAAGCUGAGGCUGAGAAAUUAGCCAUGGAAAAGACACAAUUAGAACUUCUUAUGCACGAGAAUAAUUCCGGAGACGAAGGUAGGCAGCUGAAUCACUUUGAUAUUAAUGAAAUCGCUCGAGCAGAGAAGAAGCGGAAGCGCAAAGGAAUUAAAGGGCGGACCGAAGUCGGAAAGAGGGGUGGCUUACAGGAGGACUUUGAAAUGGAUGUGCACGAUCCUCGAUUUGGGAGAGUCUUUGAGAGUCACGAAUACGCCAUUGACCCUAGUCAUCCUCGAUUCAAAGGCACCGAUGGAAUGAAAAAGCUGCUGGAAGCAGGGCGCAAGAGGCGCCGAGUCGCGGAAGACGAUGCCGAAGUAGAUACGGCGGGGAGAAAUUAG
Blumeria graminis f. sp. triticale is the source of this 2130-nucleotide messenger RNA. The record is from the annotation of a GenBank genome assembly. NCBI's taxonomy places the organism in Eukaryota, Fungi, Ascomycota, Leotiomycetes, Helotiales, Erysiphaceae.